Molecule: messenger RNA, 135 nt
Organism: Arctia plantaginis
Lineage: Eukaryota; Metazoa; Arthropoda; Insecta; Lepidoptera; Erebidae
Source: the annotation of a GenBank genome assembly
AUUUUCGGCGACUUCGUAGCAUCAGAACUUCGCACGCUUCGUUCCAACGAAUCCCGCAAGAAGCUGAAGCGUAUGAUCCAGAAAGCCAUCCUCCAAGUCGGCGAAGAAGAAGAUGUGAACAUAAUCAGUGGAUGA